GCAAUGAGUGACGUCACCUCGCUCGCUCAGUCCAGACUCCAGGCACAAGGUCGUAUUAGCAACAGCUAGCCACAACCAUGAUGUCCCUUGCCGCUCGAUCGGGGGCAUUUUCCCCCUACAUGCAGGCUACAGCUUUUACAGUGGCCGGCCCACUGAAAGCCCUGAUACCCGGCAUUGUCGUAAAAGGGGAGAAGUUCUUGGUCGAUCCGAAAAAACCCUUCCUCUGCCGCGAAACCCUGAGCGGUCAAAGCCCGAAGACAGGGCCUGCUGUCACCGUUAGCAUCAACGCCCGCGCAGGAGUCAGGUUUGCCCACACAGACAUCAAGGUGCCAGACUUCUCUGACUACAGGCGUCCUGAGGUGCAGGACCCCCACAAGUCCUCCCAGGAGAGCAGUGAAGCCAGAAGAGCCUUCUCCUACCUGGUCACCGGUGCGACAACCGUUGUGGGGGUCUACGCUGCCAAAACCGUGGUCACUCAGUUUGUUUCCUCCAUGAGCGCCUCAGCUGACGUUCUGGCCCUGUCCAAGAUUGAAAUCAAGCUGAGCGACAUCCCUGAAGGCAAGAACAUGACCUUCAAGUGGAGAGGCAAACCACUAUUUGUCCGUCAUCGUACAGAAAAGGAGAUCGCCACUGAAGCUGGUGUUAACCUCUCUGAGCUUCGCGACCCUCAGCAUGACAAGGACCGGGUGGUCAACCCCAGCUGGGUCAUCGUCCUCGGAGUGUGCACCCAUCUGGGUUGUGUGCCCAUUGCCAAUGCCGGCGACUUCGGAGGCUACUACUGCCCUUGCCACGGCUCCCACUACGACGCCUCUGGCCGCAUCAGGAAAGGCCCAGCGCCCCUCAACCUGGAGGUUCCCUACUACGAGUUCCCUGAUGAUGAGACCGUGAUUGUAGGAUAAACAACAUCCAUCGGACUGAGCUCUCAUUCUAAAACAGUGGCUUUGACUCUUCAAAAGCAUGGCAGUGCUGAGAUCUUCCGAUGUCUGUGUUAUAAAUGUGUACUUGGUGCAGUCUUUGCAAUCACAGGGCAGUUUUUGCUGUAUUGGCACAGUCAGCAUUUGAGGAAUACUUUGGCUAUUAAAGGUUUUGAUGUACUAAUGAUGCAUUCAUGUCAUAUUGGAUUCACCAUAACUAAAAGCUGUUAACUGGGACGAAAAAAUUGCUCACAUCAGUGGUAAUUACAAGUAGGAAAAGUAUAUGUAUUAACGUAGACUCCAGUAUGCGCCACUUGGUGUGACCAGUUGCAACAAACAUAGCAGCAAAUUCACAUUGGCAGUCCACAUUAAUAAAAAUGAAAAUUUCAGUGCUCUUGACACAAACCCAAUCAAAUCUACUCAUACACUGCAGUUCCUUUAUGUUUGAUUUUUAAGCCCAAAAAUUCAAGUUAUUUUGAAUGCAGGUAUUCAAAUUAAGCAUGUGAACGAGUUGUAGCAAUCCCACUGUUUUUACUUCUUCCCAUAUGACAUGAACAUGGCAAACAAAGCACCUGAUUAGCUGACAGAUAUGGUUCAUCUAAUUAGCAGACAUCUCAUCUUCGGGCCUGGUCAAUAAAUAAUUGUAAGUAAUAAAUGUAUAUUUUAUCUGAUAGAUGGCCUCAACUUUGUGUUUAUUUUCUUCAUCAUGUGAUAAAUAGGUUUUUAAGCUCAUUACCAAAUGAAAUACUAGUUGUGGCUUCACUGAUUACCUGUUGACCAUCUUUAUGGAGCACAGAGGCUGCUGAGGUGGGGGAAACCAAUAUUUUACUGUCCAAGUACCGCAGAUGUGUGGAGCUAGACUGCUUGAGGGGGAGGUCUGCAAGGUAAUAUUCAUGUGUUUGAUGACUUAACUGUGUUUAUUUGAAGUCUGGUUGCUAUGCAGCAGGCUAGAUAGUGUCCACAUUUCUAGAGCUUAAGAGGAUCUGGUUGAGCUGCAAGAGCCAAAGUUAAUAUCUACCGAAAGAAUUCAGCUUAAAGAAUUUAAGGAGUGUGGGGUCGAUCUUUCAGUACGUCUUUGUUAAUACAUUCAGGCUGGUGAUUGGCUGCGGUGCAUUGAUCAGUGUAACAGCUUCUGUCUAAGAACAGUAAGUCUGCAGUGGGACCUGACAGAUGGUGAAAUAUUGGAGAAAGGAUUGUUCACAUAAAAAAUCUGAGUAGUUCAGCAUAAGUUAUUUUCUACUCCUGAGCUGUCCGUUGACAAAUAUCUGUGUACAAAAUAAGUGUAUACUUAAGGAAAUAAAGGUUUCACAAACAAAC
This is a messenger RNA of Myripristis murdjan (pinecone soldierfish), 2231 nucleotides long. It is a transcript of the gene uqcrfs1, whose product is annotated as ubiquinol-cytochrome c reductase, Rieske iron-sulfur polypeptide 1. The transcript has 2 exons. The record is from RefSeq and is a predicted model, not a curated record. Gene Ontology annotation, cellular component: membrane. Lineage: Eukaryota; Metazoa; Chordata; Actinopteri; Holocentriformes; Holocentridae. Bases 78 to 899 code for a protein of 273 amino acids. Gene Ontology annotation, molecular function: 2 iron, 2 sulfur cluster binding; quinol-cytochrome-c reductase activity.